Lolium perenne is the source of this 2967-nucleotide messenger RNA. RefSeq lists its product as uncharacterized. Lineage: Eukaryota; Viridiplantae; Streptophyta; Magnoliopsida; Poales; Poaceae. The record is from RefSeq and is a predicted model, not a curated record. Gene Ontology annotation, molecular function: DNA helicase activity. Gene Ontology annotation, biological process: telomere maintenance; DNA repair.
AUGAAGAAAAGGCACAUGGACGCCAUGGCAUUGGUGACGACGUACGGCAAGCCUGACGUCUUCCUAACGAUGACCUGCAAUCCUAACUGGCCAGAGAUACAGGAUGAGUUGUUUCCUGGCCAAACCGCGCAGGUCCGACCUGAUCUUGUGGCCCGAGUGUUCAGGGCCAAGCUAGAGACCAUGAAAGAUAUGCUGACUAAGGAGCAUAUCAUAGGCGUUGUGAAGGCGUACGUCUACGUGAACAGUAUGAUCGUGUCAUAUCCGCCGAGCUUCCUGACAAGCAUAAGUACCCUAGAACUUUACGCCAUGGUCGUGAAGCAUAUGAUGCAUGGCCCAUGCGGUGUGCUGAAGCCCAAGAACGUGUGCAUACAAGAAGGGAAGUGCAAGUGCAGGUACCCUCGGGAGUUCAACAAGACCACCGUACAGGGAAAGGACUCCUACCCUCUGUACAAGAGACGAAAAGAUGGAAGUUCAGCGAAGGUCCGCGGUCAGAUGCUAGACAACAGAUGGGUAGUGCCCUACAACCCUUACCUGCUGCGCAUGUUCAACUGCCACAUCAACGUGGAGGUGUGCUCUAGCAUAAAGGCUGUCAAGUACCUGUACAAAUACAUAUACAAGGGCCACGAUCAUACUUCGUUUAACAUUGACAUACCUGACGCUCAAGGUAACAUUGACGAUAUCAAGAGAUUCAUUGACGCGAGGUGGGUUACUCCUCCGGAAGUAAUGUGGAGGAUAUUCGGGUUCAUUCUCUGCGAGAACUACCCGUCGGUCCUACAGCUACCGCUACAUCUGGAGGGCAUGCACAGAGUCACAUUCAAAGAAGGAGAUGACCUGAAGAAUGUUCUUGCCAGUGAUGGCGCGGACAAGUCUAUGCUGACGGAGUAUUUCAAGACUAACCGGGACCGCGACGAUGCAAGACAUAUUCUGUACAAUGACUUUCCAGGAACGUUCAGAUGGCUAUCAACAAAGGUAUGGCAGAAGAGGAAAAACCGGGUUUUCCAAGUAGGACGAAUCGUGUCAGCCAAUCCUGCCGAGGGGGAUCGGUACUUUCUAAGGGUGCUUCUAAACCACGUAACAGGCUCCCAGUCCUUCCAAGACCUGAAAACAGUUGACGGUGUGCUAUGUGAUAACUUCCGGCAGGCCGCCGAGAGGAGGGGUCUCAUCGAGGCCGACAACACCCUCGACCAGUGUCUUACUGAGUCAGCCCAAUGGGCCAUGCCAGUCUCGCUCAGGAGGCUAUUCGCGACAAUCUUGGUAUUCUGUGAGGCCAGCGACAUACGCGGUCUAUGGGAUAGGCACCUUAAGGAUAUGUCUGAUGACUUCAGGCGACGUCACACGUGCCCUACCGCGGUGGAGCAGGAGGUGUUGCUUGACAUCAGGGGCAUGCUGCAGUCCAUGGGCAAAGACAUAAAGUCGUUCCCUCUUCCGGACAUUGAUGAUAAUUAUGACAACACGGAAGGGGAGGCGAGGGAGGUCAUUGAGGAAAUGGCUAUCGUCGUUGAUGAACACGACAAAUCUCUUGCGUCCUCACUGAACACCGAGCAGCUGAGGGCAUAUGACGAAAUAUUGGCCGCAGUCGACCGACACCAAGGGGGUGUAUUCUUUGUCAAUGGUCCUGGAGGCACUGGGAAGACCUUCCUGUACAGGGCAUUGCUUGCUAAAGUUCGAGGUGAGAAAAAUAUCGCAGUAGCCACAGCGACGUCAGGUGUUGCUGCUUCCAUCAUGCCUGGAGGUAGGACCGCCCACUCGAGAUUCAAGAUCCCACUCAACAUUGAUGCAGAAGGGUCAUCGUGCAACUUCACCAAACAAUGUGGGGCAGCCAAGCUCCUAAGGAUGGCUUCGCUCAUCCUAUGGGAUGAGGCCACAAUGACAAAGCGGCAAGCGGUUGAGGCGCUGGACAAGUGCAUGCGCGACAUCAUGGGCCGACGGAACCGGCCUUUCGGGGGCAAGACCGUCGUGUUUGGUGGAGAUUUCAGGCAGGUGCUUCCUGUUGUCAGGAAAGGGAGCCGAGGUCAGAUAGUCGAGGUUACCCUACGGAGUUCGUACCUCUGGAAGGAUAUGCGCCCGCUAAGGCUUGUCACCAACAUGAGGGCGCAUAACGACCAGUGGUUUGCAGAUUACCUAUUGAGGGUAGGAAAUGGCACCGAGGAGACAGACGAGGAAGGCAACAUCCGACUCGCAGAAGAUAUAUGUGUGCCUUCGACAGACAACGAGGUCGACGACUUAGAGAAGCCAAUCAACCAUGUGUUUCCUGCCCUGAACCACAACAUGACGGAUCCUGGUUACAUGACAUCUCGAGCAAUCCUCUCCACCAAAAACGAUAACGUGGAUAUAAUAAACCGACGUAUGAUAGAUCGUUUCCAGGGAGAGGAGAAGAUCUACCAUAGCUUUGAUAGUGCAGAAGACGAUCCGCAUGGAUACUACUCUCAAGAGUUCUUGAACGACCUGACUCCUAAUGGUCUUCCUCCUCACACACUUAAGCUGAAGAUAAAAUGCCCUAUUAUACUGCUAAGGAACAUUGACCCAGCUAGCGGGUCGUGCAACGACACAAGGCUCGUGGUCCGUGGGUUCCAACGGAGCGCCAUCGACGCAGAGAUCAUGGUGGGACAACACGCCGGGGAGAGGGUGUUUCUUCCUCGGAUACCUCUGUGCCCCUCCGACGACGACAUUUUCCCGUUCAAAUUUAAGAGGAAGCAGUUCCCGGUAAGGCUCAGCUUUGCCAUGAUGAUUAACAAGGCGCAAGGGCAGACCAUCCCGAUUGUCGGCGUCUACCUACCGGAGCCAGUAUUCUCUCAUGGUCAGCUGUACGUGGCGUUGUCCAGAGCCACCGCAAAAAACAACAUUAAGAUCCUCGCCAUCAAGGACAAUGGAAAGGACAAGAACGAGAAAUCAAAAAAGCGAAAAAGAUCCGAGUCCUUAGUAACAACCACAAUGAAUAUAGUUUACAAAGAAGUCCUAAGCGGUUGA